AUGGCUGAAGUCACUCUUGCAAACCCUGUUACUGUGAGCCUGGAGGAGCUCCGAGCAGGCACCGUUUCCUUCGAGACCCUCUCAGAAGCUUUUGGGCCGGCAUCAUUGGGGAUUAUCGUUGUAAAGGACCUACCUGCCAAAUUCAAGGACCUUAGAGCCCAGGCACUCUCCAAUGCAUCAUAUGUUGCAUCACUGUCACCAGAGGAGUUAGAAUCCCUUACUUCCGCUGAGUCCAAGUAUCUUGUCGGCUGGUCUUGCGGAAAAGAGACCCUUCGCUCAGGUCAUUAUGAUACCCUGAAGGGAUCGUACUAUAUCAAUUGUGCCUUUUAUCAAAACCCCGACCUGCAAAAUGCCCCCGCAAGCGAAUUCCCGGACUUUCCACAGUACACCGCAGCUAAUAUCUGGCCCCCUGCUGAAAAAUUACCUAACUUUCGCCCAAGCUUGACUGAACUAUGCACGUUGAUUAUUGACACGGCGGCUCUUGUGGCAAGGGCCUGUGAUCAAUAUGCCCUUGCCAACAUUGAAGGCUACAAAAAGGGGUAUUUGGAACACGUUGUAAAGACUAGUUUGACGACUAAAGCCCGGCUAUUACACUACUUCCCUGCUCCGGAGACAGAUGCUAGUGGUAAAGAGAUGGACGAUGACGACUGGUGUGCAAUUCAUCUUGACCAUGGCUGCCUUACUGGCCUGACAUCUGCCAUGUUUGUUGAUGAAGCUGAGAAUGAACCCAAACAAUCAGCCGACUUGACCCCCUUGCCUGAACUGCCAACAUCCCCCGAUCCAAAGGCUGGUUUAUACAUACGAUCUAGGACUGGUGAGGUAGUCAAGGUCAAUAUACCAAAGGAUUGCAUUGCAUUCCAAACUGGUGAAGCUCUUGAGCUCAUUACUCAGGGAAAGUUUAAGGCUGUACCGCACUUUGUUAAAGGUGCCAAAACAGGAGGUAAAAUUGCAAGGAAUACUUUAGCUGUGUUCACCCAGCCAAACUUGCCUGAAGAAGUAACAGCUGGAAAGACUUUUGCAGACUUCGCCCGCGAGGUCGUGGAGAGGAACCAUUGA
Trichophyton rubrum CBS 118892 is the source of this 1056-nucleotide messenger RNA. RefSeq lists its product as uncharacterized. The transcript has 3 exons. Bases 1 to 1056 code for a protein of 351 amino acids. Lineage: Eukaryota; Fungi; Ascomycota; Eurotiomycetes; Onygenales; Arthrodermataceae. The record is from RefSeq and is a predicted model, not a curated record.